Molecule: messenger RNA, 1005 nt
Organism: Colletotrichum truncatum
Lineage: Eukaryota; Fungi; Ascomycota; Sordariomycetes; Glomerellales; Glomerellaceae
Product: short-chain dehydrogenase
Source: RefSeq, a predicted model, not a curated record
AUGUUCUGGGUUGCCACAAUGCUCAACCCUUUCAGUAUCUUCACACAGGCCUUCCCGCCCCGGCCGCAAUUCACAGAGAAGGAUGUUCCUGAUCUCACCGGAAGGGUAUGCAUCGUAACGGGAGCCAACACAGGAGUGGGCAAAGAAGUCGCGCAGAUUCUCUACUCCAAGAACGCUACCGUCUAUGCCACAUCGCGAUCUGAAGAAAAAGGGCGUGCUGCCAUCGCUGCCAUCAAGGAGGCGGUUCCCGAAUCCUCGGGGAAACUGGACCUUCUUACCCUCGAUUUGGCAGACCUCACCACCGUCAAGCCUGCCGUUGAAGCCUUUCUCGCCAAGGAAACCCAGCUUCACCUUCUCAUUAACAAUGCCGGCGUCAUGAUGCCGCCGCAGGGCAGCAAGACCGUUCAAGGCUACGAGUUGCAGCUGGGCACAAACUGCAUCGGCCCCUUCCUCUUCACCAAACUUCUCACGCCUACCCUUGUGAAGACGGCCAAGACAGCGCCCAAGGAUAGCGUCCGCGUCGUCUGGGUUUCCAGUUCCGCUGCCGAAGUCCUUUCACCUUACCCCGUUAUUGACAUUGAUAACCUCGAUUACUCCAAGAGAGACAGAAUGAAGGAGUUCAAGUACGGAAUCAGCAAAGCAGGAAACUACUUCCACUCGACAGAGUUCGCCAAGCGACACAAAGAUGAUGGCGUCAUUAGCGUAGCGCUGAACCCCGGAAACCUGUCGUCGGAGUUGGACCGGCAUCUUACUGCCUUGAUCCCCCAGCUAUUCAGAAAGGCGACAACAUACCCGGCCAUCAACGGUGCUUACACUGAACUUUUUGCCGCUCUCUCACCCGAGGUGACCAUCGAAAACACUGGAGCUUGGGUCGUUCCUUGGGGCCGUCUCUACUCGAUCAGGGAUGAUUUAGUCCAGGGUUCCAAGUCCCGCGAAGAAGGCGGCACUGGGCUUGCUGAAGACUUUUGGAAAUGGACAGAAGAUCAGGUGAAGAAGUAUCUUUAA